GAUAGAGAAGGAGAAGAAGAAAAGUUUUCCCUCCAAAAAUAGGGUGUGGUCUCAAGUGAGUGAGCUUUGAAGUUGAAUCAAUCGUUAUCAUGAAAGAAUUUAAUGCAACGAUGAAACAUCUCUUCUUUAAAUCUCCCAAUCACAACCACUGUCCCUUCGCUAACUCCCACUCCGUUCCCCACCGCCGUUUACGCGUCGCCGAUAUUCUCCUCGCCGGCGCUGACCACGACGCCGUUCAUUGCAUGGACGCCGUUUCGCAAAAACCUCACAGUCCUCCUUCUACAAAGUGUUUUUCGCCUCGGAGGCUUCUUGCUUCGCUGUUGGCGCCGCUCAGGCCGGCCAAGGAGCGGCUUCCGCCGCGGCGCCAGAAUGAGUGCGGUGAUUUGGAGACGCCGCCGUUGCCGGAGAACGAACUAAAAGGAAGCGACGAUUCCAGACAGUUACAUGAGAAUGAUACGUCUUUUAAGCUAGGAGUUGGUUGUGGUUUGCUAUAUCUGAUUGCAGCAAGUAAAAAUGAGCUUGGAAAAAUGGUUGAGCUACGGGAAGAAAUGGAAACAUUCCUUCAAAAGGUGAAAGGGGAACUGCAAAGUAAGGAUGCACUUCUUAAGCCGUUGAAACAAAGUGAUGCUCUUGCCCUUUCCAUGACUGAUAUUCAAGAAGUUUCCAGCUCUAAUAGUCAUCUCUCUAUUCAUUCACAAACACAGUAUGUUCAACCAGAGUUGGAAUGCGACAUGAUUCGUAAUCAUUUUCUAGAAUAUAACUUAAAUGAACAAGAUGAACGCGCAGAGGAAAUAAACGAGCUCCAUGCAGAAUUUGAAAUUGAGUUACAACGGUUGCAGCUGUAUUUAGACGGAGAAGCUGCAUUUGAAGAUGCACAACAAAAGGGAGUCAAGGUGACUGGUAAGGACUCUAGUUCAAAGAGCCAUAGUUCAAGUAUUGGUGAAAUAAUAAUGGAACCUCAAGGAGCAAGUUAUGAUGUAUCAUUUGGAGUUCCACCAGUUGAACUGGAGAGAAGGUUGCAUGAAUUGCUUGAAGCAAGACUGAAGGAACGGAUAUCAGAGCUGGAGUCUGCAUUAGAAUGUGCCACACAAAAACUUAUUAAGAAAGAAAUAGAGGUAACUUGGUGGAAAGAAACUGCACGACUUAUCUCACAACAUGUUCCAGAAACUUCUCGGUUUACUUUCCCACUUGAUCCUGAGAUGGCCUUGAAGUUGAGUCAAGCUGUAGGAUAGCUUUUAUGAAAGAAGACGUUUGAACCACAGAUUAUUUUUAUUAGCUGUUAGAGUAUGUAAUUUUAGUUUUCUGUUAAUGGUUUCUAUAAUUGAUGUAUUUAGUUUUGGUUUAUAAUACUUAGUUAGAUAUAACUAUUCUCUGUUACAAGUCUUGUAUAUAUAUAUAUAAGACCUCUGUGUAUAGUGUAAUAGUGUGACUCAUUCAAGAAAUUCAAGAUUCACUGUAUUGUGGGUAGGGAUGGCAAAAAAACCCACACCCACGGGUAUCUGUGGAUAAAACCCGCUACAGAUAAUAAAUGGAUAAGCUAAUUGGAUACCCAUGGAUAAUGGGGACGGAUAAUUUUUUACCCGUUUAUAAAUGGAACGGGGGCGGGUAUGAUGAUAUCCAUACCUGCGGGUACCCGUUUAAUAUUAUUUCUUAAAUAUCCUAAUUAUCCUUGUAUCACAUAACCUUAAAAUUACAUUCUCUCAUCUUAUUUUC
This is a messenger RNA of Cajanus cajan (pigeon pea), 1713 nucleotides long. Its product is annotated as protein POLAR LOCALIZATION DURING ASYMMETRIC DIVISION AND REDISTRIBUTION. The record is from RefSeq and is a predicted model, not a curated record. Lineage: Eukaryota; Viridiplantae; Streptophyta; Magnoliopsida; Fabales; Fabaceae. Gene Ontology annotation, biological process: asymmetric cell division.